GUGUGGCGACACGGUGAUCGUUCGCCACUAGAAAUCUGUCCAACAGAUCCAAUUCGAGAAGAUGAUUGGGCACUUGGUGGAGAAGGAUUCGGACAACUUACACCGCUGGGAAUGGCACAGCAUUUGAAAUUUGGAAAGCUUCUUCGAAAACGAUAUGUUGAGACCGGCUUUUUAAGCAAGAAGUAUUCAUCUAAAGAGAUUUAUAUCCUAUCGACAGAUGUGAAUAGGACGAUUAUUUCGGCGAUGUCAAAUAUGCUGGGUAUGUACGGUCAGCCCGAUGGCUCCAGUCGGGCUGAAGUUGACUAUCCGAAUGAGACCGGAUGGCCGGUCGGAUAUGUGCCAAUCCCUGUACACACCAUACAUUUCAACACUAGCCACGUAUGCCACUCAUUUUGCAUUUAUUAA
Angiostrongylus costaricensis is the source of this 405-nucleotide messenger RNA. The record is from the annotation of a GenBank genome assembly. NCBI's taxonomy places the organism in Eukaryota, Metazoa, Nematoda, Chromadorea, Rhabditida, Metastrongylidae.